CGAUAAUUCCGCGGUCACACAAAAUAUCAUAACAAAAUAAUGUCGUUCAGUGAUAAAUUAAAACAUUAUAGUAAACGAAAAUCGUUUAAAUACGGCGUGCCCUUCCUCAUCAUGAUGGUGGCUGGCUCCUUUGGAUUACAACAGUUUUCCAACCUAAGAUAUCAGUACUCCAAGAAGCAACCGGUGACACCCGACGAGAUGAAAAAGUACGGCGUGAGCAUGAAAAAACGACAAGAAGUAACGCUGGAAACGGAGUACGACAAAGUUAAGACCGUGAACAUAGAUGAAUGGGAAAACAAACGCGGUCCACGUCCAUGGGAGGAGGAGGGAUUGCCAUCGCCGGCCAAACAUUAGCUAUUGCAUAGUGUAGGCAUAAGCACACGUUAAUACAGACUGUUUGUUAUAUAUAUUUAUAAAUAAAUAGAUUUCUUAUCAAAUUUUCA
Drosophila subobscura is the source of this 443-nucleotide messenger RNA. RefSeq names its product cytochrome c oxidase assembly protein COX16 homolog, mitochondrial (gene l(3)neo43). The record is from RefSeq and is a predicted model, not a curated record. Gene Ontology annotation, biological process: mitochondrial respiratory chain complex IV assembly. Gene Ontology annotation, cellular component: mitochondrial inner membrane. The transcript has 2 exons. The coding region runs from base 40 to 354 and encodes 104 amino acids. Lineage: Eukaryota; Metazoa; Arthropoda; Insecta; Diptera; Drosophilidae.